AUGAGUUUUCAACUCUCACGUGAACAAUUUCGCACUAUGAUUUUAUAUGAUUGGAAAAUUGGCUUAACAUACAAGGAUAGCCAUGGCCGUUUGGUACAAGCAUGGGGGGAGCAAGCACCUUCUGAUCACACAGUCUUCAAUUGGCUUCGUGAAUUUCAACGCGAUAAUUUUAUUGUUAAAGAUGCUCCACGUUCAGGUCAUCCUUCAACAUCUGUUAAUGAACAAACAAUUGAUGCUGUACGAAAAAUAAUUGAAGAUGAUCCUCAUUCGACAUAUCAGCAAAUAGAAAACAUAUUGGGUAUCAGUUCCACGGCAAUUAAUUCGAUUAUUCAUGAUUAUUUAAAUCUAAGAAAAGUUUGUGCUCGGUGGGUACCGCAUAAACUAACCGACGACCAAAAACAGCUGCGAAUUCAAUUUUGCCACCGUUCGCUAAAGUGAUUUGAAGAAAGUCAGUCUCGUUGUGUAUUUGACAUUAUAACUGGUG
Molecule: messenger RNA, 484 nt
Organism: Rotaria sp. Silwood2
Lineage: Eukaryota; Metazoa; Rotifera; Eurotatoria; Philodinida; Philodinidae
Source: the annotation of a GenBank genome assembly